Molecule: messenger RNA, 3179 nt
Organism: Acanthaster planci (crown-of-thorns starfish)
Lineage: Eukaryota; Metazoa; Echinodermata; Asteroidea; Valvatida; Acanthasteridae
Product: prostaglandin reductase-3-like
Cellular component (GO): mitochondrion
Molecular function (GO): zinc ion binding; 15-oxoprostaglandin 13-reductase [NAD(P)+] activity
Source: RefSeq, a predicted model, not a curated record
UCAGCAACGGUCAUUCCCGGUGUUCCGAGUGGGCAGCCUUGGCUAAACAACUCCGAUGUGAACAACUUUUCUAUCACCCCCGAAUAAAUAGCUCAGAUUUGGAUGAGCACUACUUGAAUAAUAUCCAGCCUUACUAGUAGCAGUUGCUCAUUGUAAAUAUGGAGAAGAUGUAAAUAAUUCUUCGGAAUAAAACAGUAGUGUGUGUAUAAGUCAGUCCUCCAUGGUCAGUCCAAUGACUUUCUAUUUAUGAUAACGCCUCUCUACCCUAAGAGAGAGGUUACGAUACCAUACUUACGGAAGCUAGUACUACUGAAUAGCCAUUUGAAAGCAAUAAAAUGACCUAAAAGGUCAAAUUUAGCAGGGAAAUUAUUGCAAUACACCCCGCUACAGACGUUCAAAAGCUCGUCAGAUGACAAGAUUGCUGGUACUGGAGUUGGCAUGGUGGCUUACUUAACCGGGUUACUGUUCAGGAUAAUUUAUGCCAAAGGUGAACUUCCUGUUUUCUGUUGAAUGUGUACUUUGUACUCGACCCGUGCAUGUCCCGCAUUUGUAAUCUGGGACGUCAGUGAAGUAACAUCUUCGUGUACAUCAGCACAGUGAGUUCAUCUUGAGAGACAUGGCACUCCCUGCCACAUUCAGGAAGCUUGUAGCUACCAAACUGUCACAACACUUCAAGGAUGCAGUGACUUUGCAGACUGUUCCCAUGCUUAAACCAGGACCCAAGGAUAUCUUGGUUCGCAACAGAUUUGUUGGGAUAAAUGCAAGUGACAUCAACAAAACAGCUGGCCGAUACAGCUUAGACGAUAAGCCUCCUUUUGAAAUUGGAUUUGAGUCUGUUGGCGAAGUUGUUGAUCUGGGUAGUGAAGUGAAAAAUGUCAAGAUUGGUCAAGGUGUGUGCUUCAUGCAUAAUGGAGCUUUUUCUGAAUAUCAGGUUCUUCCAGCUAAGAUGGCCAGUCCAAUCCCAUCCAUUCAACCUGAGUACACAGCAUUGUUGAUAAGUGGCAUGACAGCAGAUAUCAGUCUGAGGGAGGUGGGAAGGAUUAAGCAAGGAGAAACAGUGCUUGUGACAGCUGCUGCUGGAGGUACCGGGCAGUUUGCGGUUCAGUUUGCUAAACAAGCUGGAUGCCAUGUGAUAGGAACAUGCUCAUCGGAUGCCAAAGCUGAAUUCCUGAAGAGUCUUGGCUGUGACAGGCCUAUCAAUUACAAGUCAGAAAACUUGGCAGAUGUUCUGAAGAAAGAAUACCCAACAGGGGUUGAUGUAGUCUAUGAGUGUGUUGGUGGAGAUAUAUUUCAUACUUGCCUUCGCAGUUUGGCGCCAAAAGGACGUCUUAUCACCAUUGGCUUUAUCUCUGGAUACAAGGAAGACGCCAUUGCAGCACCAACAAUUCAUCCAAAAGAAGUGCUUGGGCUCCUAUCGAAGUCGGCCAGCAUAAGUGGUUUCUUCCUAUUUACAUACACUGACCAAUGGCGGGCAUCGUUCAUCAGACAAGCUGAUCUCUUUGCCAAGGGGUCACUCAAAGUAGGAGUUGAUCUUGGUACGAACAGCGACAAAGGACCCUUCAAGGGAGUAGAGGGAAUUAUGGAUGCCAUUGAUUAUCUGUAUAGUGGCAAAAAUAAGGGCAAGGUUGUCGUGGAGAUGAAUGAUCCCCUUCCAGCUGCUGGACUGUAAUUGGACAUUCACUGAAAUCAAAGGCUUCCAAUUGGUCAAUCUCUAACACUAAAAGGCUGUGAUUGGCUAGUCAGAGAAAUUCAAGACUUUCAAUAGGUCAGUCUCAAGCGCUGAAGCAUUUUGAUUGGCUAGUCAAGGAAAUUGAAGUUUUUCAAUGCUUAGGUCAGGUAGCACUAUUGAUGAUUGGUUAGUUAGUGAAAUUAUAUACGGACUUCUAAUGGACCAAUUGUGCCCAAUCAGUCACUUGACCUAGAUUGGGUAUCAAACAUCAACAAACAUGUUAUCAUUCCAUAGUUACGUGUCACAUGAGUGUCAUUUACAAAAAAUAAGCAGAUGAUCUGUAAAGUACUCGGACUACUGAUGUGCUGAGUGCUAUUCCGAAACUCGGCUUUAUUGUUAGUAAACAACACUUAAAACACACUUUACUAAGGAAGGACACCAUAUUUGUUGAUGUUUCACGCCUACAAUAGGUCAUGUGACGUAGUAGGCACAAUCAACCUGUUGGUUGGGGUUAAUACAUCUGAAGAUGACUGAUCAACUGACGGUAUAGAAAUUGUGUCAAUUGAAGGGAUUCAGAGACAAUGGAAAAUUACUGAAAUUUUUUAAAUGUCAAGUCAGUUGGAAUAAGAGGUUUGAAAAUUUGAUCAGAGUAGGAAAUAGGAAAUGUAUCAGCUAUUUUUUUAUCAAAGGAAGUGUGAAAAUUGGUUUGUUGCUACAUACAAGUCAUAUCUCGUUUUAAUGUAUAUGUAGUAAAAUUUGAAAUUUUUUACUUUCAGUGGUUUUAAAAAGAUAGAUAUUUUGAUUGAGUACAUGUAGAAUUUAAACAGUUCAUGAGAACAGCGUUAUUUCUUGUGCACAUGUUGAAGGCAAUACAAGUGAACAAUGAUGAAUGCAACCUUAACAUUUUGCAGAGUGUAAAAGCAACUCAUCUGAACCAUAUUUCUGAUGCAGAAACAUUAUGGAUCACAUCAAACAAAAGACACUUUUUCCCACAAUGCACUGUAGUAAGCGUUAUGUUUUAGGUCUAUUGAAACUAUCAGAAAGUGAUUAAACUACAUCCACACGGAUAACGGUGGCAGGUUCCAAAAAAAAAAUAACAUGUACAAACCCCGGCCCCCAAAUUCCUCAAAAUCUCCACUUUUUUAUGGAUUAUGAACUUGGUCCAGGAAGCCUGAAGCACUGCAGGCCCAUGUUGUCAUGGAAGCAGUACUAAAAAGUUAUGAAAAGUAAGCCAUGUGUAAUACAUGUACACCCAUCAACAAAGACCAUCAUGCUAGUGGUGGACUUUAUGUAAGAAAUGUGGAUUGCACAGGGAGUGUUGGAUUUUGAUGGAUUUGAUCCAGUGACUAGUAAAAGACAGUAGUUAACUGGAAAGUAAAAAACCAUUUAACACACGGGCGCAAUGAAAGUUUCUCCCUUUCAAUGAACAAUUUUAUUGCCACUUCACACAACAAGAGUUAUUUUCAAGAAUUCAGGGAGCUCUAAAGUAUAUGCAGUAGGAGAUUUAAUU